Molecule: messenger RNA, 1946 nt
Organism: Pecten maximus
Lineage: Eukaryota; Metazoa; Mollusca; Bivalvia; Pectinida; Pectinidae
Exons: 4
Coding region: 116-523 (135 amino acids)
Source: RefSeq, a predicted model, not a curated record
CCUCCCCUGCCAUAAGUACUUUCAUUUUGUAAACACGGUGAUUAGAGAUACAUGCGUUACAGUAAUUUCAGAUACAAACGCCCAGAAUUCCAGGUGUGACUUGUAGACAGUCAACAUGGCAGAGGUUCUUGGUGCGGCCUUCAUACCCUAUUAUGGACAUCUGAUAGAAAUUUUGGAGACCAACCCAGAAAUGAAAAAGAGUGCAAAAGGGAUUUUCAAACAGAUGGCAUGGGGUGCAGGAGGCACAGCAGUUGGAGGAGUUUUAUUGGGGCCUGCUGGGGCACUUGUAGGGGGACUGGCUGGAUCACUGAUUGGCUACAUGAAGUCCGACGAUUACCAGGCUAUGAUUGUAGUGAUGAAAAACCUCAGCGACAGUGAUAAAGAAAGAAUAGUGAGAAAAGUACAGGAAUUAGUAGGAAGUGUUGGUGUUGAGGAACUAGUUCGCUUCAUCGGGUCGCAGGUCCAGCGAGACGCAUUGUUACACCUUCUCCGAGGAGCUCUUAGCGACUUAAAGGGAGGCUGAUAUGAUUGACAGGCUCAGUUCAUUUGUUGUUUAGUUUAGACGAUUUGUACAUUAUCAUUCUUGCGUGAGUAACUGAUACAUGUAGCUUAUUAUAGAUGAGUGCCUUAUCUGGAGUAAUAAGAUGUUUGGUGAAUUACGUAUCAUAUAUGUAGCAUAAUACCAUGACUGUGUAACUAGUGUAAUGAAUUUACAUUUUUAUUGUAGUAGUAUUUAAUCCUUAAAAAUUGGUGGGUUUUUUUUGGCAAAACUUUUAGGGAUAGGGAAAAUGCUAAGUAGACAUUGAAUUAUCAGCUGUUCACAGUUUAAAAUCGACUGAAUUUCAAAAGAUUUAAAAGAUUUGCCCCUACUGUAUAACUUUUUGGGGGCAUGAUAAUGAAACGUGACAAAUUAUUCCAAAUAUCCUCCAAGAAUUAUCACCGACCUGAAUCCUACACUUGUACAUGGUAAAUGAAACAUUAAUGUAUUUCCAUAUUUGAUAUGUUUGAUACAACAUCAGAUAAUGUAUAUUAGCAGAGUAAAAUAUAUUGUGCCUUUAGAUGUCUUGUUACUAGAUUUAGAGUUGUCGCCCUUUUGUCAAUUGCGUGACUUUGAAUUAUCCCCCCUUAAAAUUCCAUACUGCUGGAACGCUGUAUUUGAGCAGUUGUAUCAAAUAUAUCAAUGCAUUACUUAGAUUGUGUCAGAUUGAAGCCUUGUAAUUGUAUGAUGCAAUUAAUUUAUUAUAUAUUUUGUGUCGGUAUGUGAAUAAGUGUUAAGAAGUUUGAUUAUGAGUAAUUGUUUUUUCUGUCAUUCAUAUUGUAUGCAUCAUCUCAAACAGCGUCUGAAAUAUGUCACGUUUGUAUAGUCCAUUUCUUGUGUUGUCUUAGUGUGUAUCUAAGUCCGUCGGGUCCGGUGGCACAGCAGUAACACACUUACCCUUCACCUCGGCGGCCGGGGUUCGAUUCCCCGAUCGGACGUGAAAAGGUAUAUAUGGGGUCACUUGCCCGACCACGUGGGUUUUCCCCGGGUACUUGGUUUCCUCCACCAUUAAGACCCCUCGCGUGCUUCCAUUUGUUUCGAAAUUGUUGUAAAAUAAAUAAAGUUUACAUUGACAUCUAAGUCCGUUGUGAUAAACUAGUAUAUUUAUUUAUGUUUGAUUGCCCUGUAUAUCAAAACACUGUGUGGUUGUUAUGGUUCUUUAAGAGAUGUAUGGUACAUACCAUAUUUGUCAUUAUUAUACGAACUUUAUUUACAUGUAUCUUCAAUUUGUAUUGACUGUUGCUACUGACAAUGACCAAUGAUUUGAAGUGAUAAAAUACACAAUAAGGAACCAUUAUAUCACUAAUACAAUGUAUCCAUAUUGACCUGCCAGAGUUUGAACACAUCGUAUAAAUCGAUAUUUGGUUUUGUAUCUAUAUAACACCAAUAAAGAUCAUUUUUAAACAUG